ACACACCCCAUUCCACCCCACACCCGCAUUUAAUUACUUCUCUCCAAACACACCACCACGGCACCACCCCCCCUCCCUCUCUCACUCCUAUCCUAAUUUCAUUUUCUCUCCCAGCUAGCUAGCUCCGCCGCCGGAAUCCGCCAGACAUGACGGAGAAGGAGUGCAACAUCCACCAGGAGGAGCAGCAGAAGAAGAUCCAGCGGCUCUGCGGGUGCCUCUGCUCCCUCCUCAUCCUCUUCCUCCUCGUCUUCCUCAUCACCUGGGCUGUUCUCCAGCCCCACAAACCCCACUUCGUCCUCCAAGACGCCACCAUCUACUCCUUCAACGUCUCCGCCCCCAACAUCUUUUCCACCACCCUCCAGGUGACGAUCUCGUCCCACAACGGGAACCGGCGGAUCGGAAUAUACUACGACCAGUUCAACGUCUACGCCACCUACCAUGACCAGCAGAUCACGUAUAACACCGCCAUCCAGCCGGUAUACCAGGGCCACAAGGACACGAACCUCUGGUCGCCGUUUCUCUACGGGAACAACGUCCCGAUAGCGCCGUUUAUCGGCCCGGACCUCCGCCAGGACCAGGACACCGGCGCCGUCUGGAUCACCGUCAAGAUCUACGGCCGCGUGAAGUGGAGGGUGGGGACCUUUGUGUCCGGGCGGUACCACCUCCACGUCACGUGUCCGGCGUACAUACCCUUCGGCAACUCCGCCAAAAACGGGGGAGUUGUGGUGGGAGACGCCGUGAAGUACCAGCUCUCUCGCAGCUGCGCCGUCAGCGUCUGAUUGUAACGGAGUUAAGCGUCGGUCGGUCGACAAGUAUAUGUUUUUCUUUUCUUUUUUAUUUACUCCGUAUUAUUAUUGCUAUAGCGCUGUUUCGUUUUGUCAUAUUCUGGGAAUAUAUAUAUAUAUAUAUAUAUAUAUAUAUAUAUAUAUAUAUAUAUAUAUAUAUAUAUUUGGCGAUGAAAAUGGAAGGGGGCGGUGGGUGGGCGAUACCAAAUUUUCAAUGAUGACCUGUAAUUCCAAAUAAUUGAACUUUGAUACUUGAAAAGUUUGAUACUCCUUACUCUACCUGUUUACGGCAGUACCAACUAAGGAGGGUUUGUUUCAGCUUCUUAAUGGUUCAGAUAUCUGAAUAGUUCAACAUUUAUUGGUUUAGACUGUUUGUUUCAGCCUCUUAAUGGUUCAGAUGUCUGAAUGGUUAAGAGAUUUGCCCCUGAAUGGUUAAGUAUUAUACAGAGUCUGAAUGGUUAAGACCUCUUAUCUGAAUUAAUCAGACAUUUGCCUCUGAAUAGUUAAGCAAUAUACUAGCUCUUAAUGG
This is a messenger RNA of Cuscuta campestris, 1314 nucleotides long. NCBI's taxonomy places the organism in Eukaryota, Viridiplantae, Streptophyta, Magnoliopsida, Solanales, Convolvulaceae. The record is from the annotation of a GenBank genome assembly.